Molecule: messenger RNA, 3724 nt
Organism: Clarias gariepinus (North African catfish)
Lineage: Eukaryota; Metazoa; Chordata; Actinopteri; Siluriformes; Clariidae
Gene: pdia5
Product: protein disulfide isomerase family A, member 5
Exons: 17
Coding region: 36-1622 (528 amino acids)
Biological process (GO): protein folding
Cellular component (GO): endoplasmic reticulum
Molecular function (GO): protein disulfide isomerase activity
Source: RefSeq, a predicted model, not a curated record
UGUGCGCAUGCGCAACUAGACGUGGCAGCGGCAUCAUGGCUUCUUGGACCCGAUUCGGGAGACCUAGGAGAGAGCUUGCAAUGUAUAUAUUCUUAUGUAUGGUCGUGGUCGUGUCCAAGCUGCAGGCAGUCAAAGUUUCCCCGUUAAUCGAAAGAGUCAGUGACCAUAAGGAUUUCAAAAAGCUGCUCAGGACCAGAACCAAUGUGCUUGUUCUUUACACUAAGUCAGCUACAUCUGGAGAUGUUCAUCUAAAGCUGCUGUCUGAUGUAGCCCAAGCAGUAAAAGGCCAAGGGACUAUCGCCUGGGUGAACUGCGGGGAUUCCGAGGGUCGCAAACUCUGUAAGAAGGUGAAAGUUGAUCCAAGUUCAAAGACAGCCGGAUUCGAAAUCCUCCAUUAUAAAGAUGGGACCUUUCAUACAGAAUACAACAGACCAGCCACACUUAAGUCUAUGGUGGCAUUCCUGAAAGACCCCAGAGGUGCCCCUCUAUGGGAGGAGAACCCUGAAGCUAAAGACGUCGUUCACAUCGAGACAGAGAAAGACUUUAAGAAGCUACUGAAAAGAGAAGAGAAACCCAUCCUCAUGAUGUUUUAUGCCCCCUGGUGCGGCGUGUGUAAGAGGAUGCAGCCCAUCUUCCAACAAGCUGCCACGGAGACGAAAGGAAAAUAUGUCUUGGCAGGGAUGAACAUCCACCCGGCGGAGUUUGACGGACUUAAACAGGAGUUUGAUGUUAAAGGCUAUCCGACCUUCUGCUACUUUGAGAAGGGAAAGUUCCUGCAUCACUAUGAGAACUAUGGAGCCACAGCCAAGGACAUUGCAGAUUGGCUUAAAAACCCACAGCCUCCUCAGCCCAAGACCCCUGAGGUACCAUGGGCAGAAUCAGACUCAGCAGUUUUUCAUCUGACUGAUGAGUCCUUUGACACAUUUCUGGACGAACAUCCCUCAGUCUUGCUUAUGUUUUAUGCUCCCUGGUGCGGCCACUGUAAGAAGAUGAAACCUGAAUAUGAUGAAGCGGCUGAAGUCCUCAACAGAGAGGCUGAUAGUCCAGGUGUGUUAGCAGCAGUGGAUGCCACCAUCCAUAAAUCUGUGGCUGAACGCUUUAAGAUCUCGGGCUUCCCUACCGUGAAGUACUUUGAGAAGGGAGAGGAGAAGUACACUCUACCACAGCUACGAACCAAAGACAAGAUCAUCGAGUGGCUGCAGAAUCCCCAGGCACCCCCUCCUCCUGAACAGUCAUGGGAGGAGAAGCCAUCUAGCGUGAGUCACCUUGGGGCUGAAGACUUCAGGGAAGCUCUCAAGAAGAAGAAGCAUGCCCUGAUCAUGUUCUACGCUCCAUGGUGCCCGCACUGUAAGAAUGCCGUCCCGCACUUCAUUACGGCUGCUGAGACGUUCAAAGAGGACCGCAAGAUUGUGUAUGCUGCCGUAGAUUGCACCAAAGGCCAGAACCAUGAGCUGUGUAAGCAGGAGGGUGUAGAAGGCUAUCCAACCUUCAACUACUACAAUUAUGGCAAAUUCAGUGAAAAAUACAAUGGAGAGCGAGGGGAAGCUGGCUUUAUCGGUUUCAUGCGAAGCCUAAGAGGACGAGACCAAGAGAAGGUGGGAAAGCGAAAAGAGGAGCUUUAAAAAAUGUGGGUGUGGCUAUAAACAGAGGAGGAGCCUGUCAUUGCACUGUGAUGGGGCAGGGACCUUCUAGCACUGAUGCUACACAUGUGAAAACCUCAGCUUAAAGAGAGGAUAUUUUUAUACAGCCUUAUGUUUGUAAUACCAAUGUUCAGCCACACGACCACUCGAGACUCGGCUUUGUUUCUUUUUUUUCUUUUAUUUCUUCUUUUUUUUUUCUUUCUUUCAUAGACGUUUUGUGACAAAGACAAUUGCUCUCAAAUACUGUGACAGUUAAUCAAACUACAUCUUAAAUCUAUGCAAUACUGAACAUUCACUCUACAGCUCUUCAUGAUCGCUGGCUCCUGGGUGACGCGGACUCGACUUUUGCUUUACAUAAGACACCAAAACCUUGACAUCCCUUGACAUCCCUUGACAUUCCUUACCUUUGUAAAGAUCACCCAUAAUGUAUACAAUCACGAUUGAAUAUUUUUGUACAAAAAUGUGACAUCCUGGACUAGAACGACAAUAGAAGAAAAUGAAAAUGUAGCUCAAAUUUGUGGCCUUAAAUGUUUGAAUAAGUUUUAUUCAAGUGGUACAGUGCACCAAGGACUAUUUCCGAGAUUUGGUGGGGCCAAAAUACAACAGAGCUUAUAAGAACUUGUGUUGAAGCUAAUGGCUUCUUUGUUCCUUGUAUUGUUAUGUGUGAUUGAUUGUCAGUAGUGGGAAAAUUAAAAAAAAGAAAAAAUGAAAGAUGCCAAAAUUCUAAUUUAGAAGUGAAGGAUAAAUUAAGCCCCAACUUAGUUGAUGUGUAUUUCCCCCGGUUCCUGUUUAUGCCUGAUUAUCAAUUUCCAUACUUCCAUUUAAAUAUCGAAUGGCCAUGAGCCAGUGCAGUGCAGACCCAAAGUGAAUCCCUGUAGUGCAUAGUGAGCUGAUGUUCAGAUUUUAUGGUUACUGCAGGAACUAUUAAAAAAAUAAAAAAUCUUUUUUUUUUUUGUGUGUGUGGUCAAGGGAGUUUCAUUAAUUAAUCAAGUCAAGUUUUAUAGAGAUUUAAACUGGUGUAAGGGCAUUUAAUAUUACUAAUGGUCCUCACUUUUUUUUUUUACUUGGUCAUUAAUUUUAAGGAAAAAAAUAGUUUGAAUUACAACCUUCACUUCCAUAUCAUGCAUCACUUAGAUAUAUACAUCUAUACCAUUUUGAUAAGAAAUUAUUAAGAUUUAAGAACGUUUCAUCCUAUACAGAUUGUCCCUUAUACAGAACAAACAAACUGAGAUUUGGAUUCAUGACAGAAAAGAACGGAAGUGCUUUUUAACAUGUGGUUUAUGUAGUACUUGAGUGCUCUCUCUUUCAUCUAACCAGUGUUGCAGCGGAGGUUUAAGAAGCACUCUUAUUCAUACUUUAUACCAGGACCACUGCAUCGUACCAUUACACUCUGAGGUAACUUUUGCGACUGUGUUCAGAGCUCCCUAAUCAUAGCGUUAUACAUAUUUAAUGAGCUUAUCUGUAGCUAAACAUGUUUGAUUAUUCAAGACAUUGCUUCUUUUCAUUCUGAAUAAAGUUCUCAGGGAUAGCAAAACACAUUUUAGCUGAGUACUUGGAGCUUGUGUUACUGAACUCUGAAUACUGAAUUGUUUACAUUCAUCUGUGGGAGAUCGUUAUGACAGAAUUCGGUUUAAAAAUCUUGGGGAAAUUAGAGGAGAAAAUAUUUACUCUAUUGAGCCUAAAAAAAAAUCAGAAGAGUCACAAGUGCUCCGUUUCUAUCACUCAGCCGAUCAGUCUUAUUGCAAGUGUAGCCAGAAGAACGGUAAAACAGCUGGUUUCAACUUCAUACUUGUUCCCCCCAUUUUAUAUGCAUCAACAGGAGGGACCCAUCAAAAAAAUGUUUACUGUAUUUCAUACUACAGAGCCAUAGCCAGUGUAUCAAUUUUCUUUGAACUUGUGCUACAGAAGUUUCUGUACCUAAACAUGUGUCUGUUGAAGGACAUCCUGCUUUUUCUAACCCAAAGGUCUCCAUAUUGAUGCCAAGAAGUCACUUCCUCCUGUCCUUGAUUUAUGCACCCAGCCAUAUGUACAGUUUUGGCCCAAUGAAUAAACACAAUGCAAAAUAAAAAGGCAUACAUUUCCAA